Molecule: messenger RNA, 3045 nt
Organism: Misgurnus anguillicaudatus (oriental weatherfish)
Lineage: Eukaryota; Metazoa; Chordata; Actinopteri; Cypriniformes; Cobitidae
Product: dynein axonemal intermediate chain 1
Biological process (GO): outer dynein arm assembly; cilium movement
Cellular component (GO): outer dynein arm
Molecular function (GO): dynein heavy chain binding; dynein light chain binding
Source: RefSeq, a predicted model, not a curated record
GUUGCCAGGCAACUUCUUGUAUACACAUGUUGGUACUGCUGCAAAUAGUUUGAGAAACGAGCAUGCAAACGUAUUUAUAAACUUAUCGACACUAACAGAUUGACAGUAAAAAAAAACUUUGAUAGGUUAACAUGCCUAUGACUCAGAAACACGCGACGGUGAAAUCUAAACAGGGAUUAAAUAUCCAGUCAAAAGCACCUGUUGCAAAGGGCAUGAAAGUGAAAAAGAAGGAUGAUGACGAUGGGAUUGAAACAGUAGAAGAAUCAAUGCAGGGAAAGACUGUGAAGCCUCCAGACCAGCUGGACUUAACUGAGACAGAGUUGAAUGAAGAAUUUACAAGAAUACUAACAGCAAACAAUCCACACGCUCCACAGAACAUUGUUAGAUAUAGUUUCAAAGAUGGCUGCUAUAAGCAAAUCAGUAGUGUGGAUCAGCUGGCUAUUCACUUUGAACUUGAAGGGAAUCUUUUGCACAAGGAUACCAACGAGGCUCGGAGACAGGUGGCUAAAAAAGGCAUCAUGGAGGAGAAGCUAAUAGAGGAUGUGGUUGCUGAAGAGGAAAAACCUGUAACUCCAGUGACUGAGCAGGUGGAGGGUGGAGAGGAUACUGCUGAAGGGGAGGACGGUGGAGGCGAGGAGAGGCCAGACAGUGUGGACAUCAAAGCUGGCAAAAAAGAGCAGAAACUCACCAACCAGUUCAACUUCAGUGAGAGGGCUUCACAGAUUCUGAACAACCCUCUAAAAGAAAGAGGUUGUCAAACACAACCUCCUCCUCGUGCAAACUUCUCAGCAACAGCCAACCAGUGGACGAUCCAUGACUUUUAUGUAGAAGAACUUCAAAGGCAGGAGAAAAUUAAAGAGAAGCAGAAAGCCCAGCCUUCAAAGAAAGAGGACGAUAAAGGCAAGAAGAAAAUAGUCACAGCAGAAACUCAGAGUGAUGACAUAACAAAAGUGGCUAAGGUGUCCAAGAUCAUUGAGCGUAUGGUGAAUCAGAACACAUUUGAUGACAUUGCACAGGAUUUUAGGUACUUUGAAGAUGCAUCCGAUGAGUUUCGAGAGCAGGAGGGCACUCUUCUCCCAUUGUGGAAAUUCCAAUAUGAUAAAGCCAAAUGUCUGUCUGUGACUGCCCUCUGCUGGAAUCAAAAAUACAAAGAUUUGUUUGCUGUUGGUCUUGGAUCAUAUGAUUUCACUAAACAGGGACGUGGUAUGCUUCUCUUCUACUCCAUGAAAAACCCCACGUACCCAGAAUUCGUCUUCACCACACCCUCAGGCGUCAUGUGUGUAGACAUCCAUGAACAUCUCUCCUACCUGGUGGUUGUGGGUUUUUAUGAUGGCUGUGUUGCAGUGUACAACCUUAAGGAACAGAGCGAGCAGCCAGCCUAUAUGAGCACAGUCAAAACAGGCAAGCACAUGGACCCUGUGUGGCAGGUGAAGUGGCAGAAAGAUGAUUUGGACAGUAAUCACAACUUCUUCUCAGUGUCCUCUGAUGGACGGGUGGUGUCUUGGACUCUUGUGAAGAAUGAACUAGUCUUUACAGAUAUCAUCGACUUUGAGGGCGCUAUACCUGAUGGCCAAUCAAGUAUGCACAGCACAGCUUGUGGAACAGCUUUUGACUUCCAUAAACAGAUCGACUACCUUUUUCUUGUUGGCACUGAGGAAGGAAAGAUUUACAAGUGCUCCAAAUCCUAUUCGAGCCAAUUACUGGAGACAUACGAUGCCCACAACAUGGCGGUUUAUGCUGUAAGGUGGAACCAUUUCCAUCCCAAUGUCUUUAUUUCCUGCAGUGCAGACUUCAAUGUGAAAAUCUGGGAUCACACAGUCACGGCACCCAUGUUUACAUUUGACCUGAAUGCUGCAGUGGGAGAUGUGGCCUGGGCUCCGUACUCAUCCGCUGUCUUUGCUGCUGUCACUACUGAUGGAGAGGUUCAUGUGUUUGACCUCAGCAUCAACAAAUUUGAGGCUCUCUGCCAGCAAGCGGUAGUAGCUAAGAAGACCAAACUAACUCACAUUGAGUUCAACCCCGUUCACCCAAUCAUCAUCGUGGGCGAUGACCGUGGCUAUGUCACCAGCCUAAAGCUCUCUCCCAACCUCCGCAAGAAGCCUAAGGAAAAGAAAGGCCAGGAGUUGCAGAAGGGGCCGGAGGUGGAGAUUGCGAAGAUGGAGAAACUGUUGAGUUUGCUGAGGGAGCCUGGGAGCAAUCAGCAGAACUGAGGCGAGAGAAUAACAAAUCAACAAAUACUCACAUUUUUAUAUGUUGUUGAAUAUCAUUAUUACCAAGCUUUAUCUUUAUUGGUCAAUCGUAGCAUUUAGAGGUUUGGUUAUAGCUUCAGUCUGAAUUUAAAGUGCAUACUAAUGGAUAAAAAGCCACAAAAGUGCGAUUUUAUGGGGUGUUGAAAGUAAAAAUCUUUAUGAUAAAAGUGGAUAUAAAAAAGACAAAGACUUUAUAUAGAUAUUUUUAUGCCUUUAUUAAACACGUUCAUAAAUAUAAUUUUCUUUCCUCUCAGUUAUUACCCUUUGCAUAAGCACAUUUCAUAUUACAAUGUAUCAAACCAGCACUCUCCAGCUCUCACACUUGAUCAUUUAUUUGCAUGCGCGUCCUAAUUAGCAUAGCAUCCACUGCUAACAGGUUUCCUGCAGGUGUACUAGGCUUCACUAAUGCUUUGUUAGGCACUACUGAAUUACCAUUGAGUGUCUCUUACCCUUUACAUAAACCACUGCAGGCGGAGUGAUGCUACUAAACACUCCCGCCAGCCCACACUCAACCAGUGUUUUUAUAUCUUGUCCCAAUUAUCAUUACUAGGAAAACAUGUCAUCUUUAUACGAUGUAAAUUUAUACUUUUCAGUGCCUGUCAAUGGAAAUUACAAUUUUUGUAACUGGAUGCUUAAGUAACGGCUUUUAAUUGGUCCAUAAGUAACACGUGGUUUGUAAUGCCACACAAGCACGUCCAAUUAGGCCAUAAGUUUAAUACACAGUUAAGUGGACCAAGAUUUAAAAAAAUGUCUGUUUACAAUAUGCGGAGCUACCCAACAUGAAAUAAAAAAUAAU